Molecule: messenger RNA, 588 nt
Organism: Anastrepha ludens (Mexican fruit fly)
Lineage: Eukaryota; Metazoa; Arthropoda; Insecta; Diptera; Tephritidae
Product: tigger transposable element-derived protein 6-like
Exons: 1
Coding region: 1-588 (195 amino acids)
Molecular function (GO): nucleic acid binding
Source: RefSeq, a predicted model, not a curated record
AUGGCAGCUAAGAUUCGAAUGGUAUUGUUAUUUAUAGACAACUGUCAGGCGGAUAGCGUAAAUUCUCAUCUGAGCCACGUAAAGAUUGAGUUUUUGCCACCUAACACCAUAUCCAAGCUGCAGCCCUUUGACAUGGGCAAUAUAAAAGAUUUUAAAUCCUUAUACCGCAAGGAAAUGGUUAUUAAUCUAGUUAAGAGCAUUGAGCAAAAGAAAAAGUUUAGUUGCACAAUGUUAACAGCUACACAAAUUGCUUACAAAGCUUGGAAAAAUGUAAGCAUUUCGUGCAUUCAAAACUGUUUCUGUGCUUGUGGUUUCAAUAAAACAUUAAACGAUGAUUAUUUAGAAGAUAGUCCAUUAAACAUAGAUUAUCUGUGGGAAGCUAUAUUUGAAUACUCUGAAAAUGCCGGAUCUUUCGAGGAAUAUGUUAACGUUGACAAUGACAUUGGUGUAACUGGUAUGGUAACAGAUAACGACAUUGUGGAAGAAGUUUUGCAUGUCAGUAAUGCAAGUGACGAAGAUGAUGAUGACGCCGAAGGGGAUGAAACUUUAACAAUCACACAAACCAUAGCGUUAGUUCAUCGAUUCUAA